Pocillopora meandrina is the source of this 4991-nucleotide messenger RNA. The record is from the annotation of a GenBank genome assembly. Lineage: Eukaryota; Metazoa; Cnidaria; Anthozoa; Scleractinia; Pocilloporidae.
AUGUGCUGGUCUACAGUUGAUGAGUGGGAAGCCAUUGGAUGUUAUAAUAACUUUGAUCACUCUGCUCUUCCUGUCCAUUUCUACACCCCAACUGACCUGGACGUUAAUGAACUCUGGCCAAACCUAAAACCACUGGCAAAGGCUUGCAGCAAACAGGCAGAAAUCAGAAAUUACUCUUGUUUUGGAAUACAAUAUCAACAUGAGUGUUGGGGAGGUAACUUUCAUUUUCAAAUGGAACAAUUGUGUGUGUUUAAACUACUCUGGCGGACCUAAGAGUGUAAGAGGAUGCAGUAUCCCACAGAUUAGUAGUUAAACUUAACAGCAGUUAAUAUGGUGCCGGCAUGUGCAGUUUAACUCAGCUUCGUGAUACUCGUUUUUAAAGCUCUCUAUCUAUAAGUGAUCUCUUUGCUGCAGUCAGCAUUUGAAGAGAGUUAGUAGGGGCUUCUAGAUACUUAAAAAAAUAACUAACUGAAGGCAAAUAGGCCUAUCAUUAUAUUUCCCUAAACUGACUGUUGCCAAGCUUUAAUGAAUGUUGUAUUUGGUAUGGACCUCUAUGGUACAAAAACCUACAAGGUUUUUAAGCAGAAGCUAUUAUAUGCCAUUUAAUACAAGAAUUUUGCCAAAUGCUGAGUCGCUAUGUCGCUCAAAUGAAUUUUUUUUUCGCGUGGUGUUCUUUUUUGAAAAUUUGCCCGGGGAAGGGGAAGGAGAGGAGGAGAACUUGUAAAGCAUUCACAGUAUUUGAUACUUUCGAACUAAUUCAAUGCCAAAGGUUUUUUUUUUGUCUUCAAGUAAAGGAAUCCACUCUGCUAUGACUUUGUGAUACACACAAAACUAACAUUCACCGUAUGAAUAGUGAAAAACUCUUCUUCGGUUGAUAAUAAGAUUCUAACCUGCUUGGUGAUGUUCUUAUUUGGAAUGUAAAGCUUUGUUAGAUGCCGAAAAAACUGAUUGGAAAAAAAUAUAAUAUAGACGAAGAAAAUAUUUCUUUUCGUAUAGGAAGGAAUGCGUCACUUACCUACGAUUUAUCUGGUAAAUCCCGCAACUGUAGGAUUGGUGUAAAUAACUAUGGGGUUGGAAAGCUUUACACAAGCUUCGUUUACAAGCUUAAGCCUGGUAAGUAUAUACCAAGGAGUAUAUUGAACGGCAAAAAAUAUAAGAGCCAUAUUAAAAGACAAAGGGUUAGACGAUAAAAUUAGAGCGUAUUAUUACCUUUGGGAUGGGCCUAAACAACCAAACAAACAAACAAAAAAAGACAGGAGUCUGCCAAGUAUCAUGAUUUGAAUCUUCUUUCGAUUUAUUAUGGUUUCUACCCAUUAAUAAGAGCAAAGCAUAUAGCCCUUCCAAGCAACUCGAUUUAAAAUAAAUGAUGUUGCACGUUGGCUGAAUGUUUCCCUCCUUACCCGCUGACCGAACGUUUAGCGCGCACCUUACGGUUCACGGCUGUGAUGCUUUUAUACAACCUCAGUCAGAUAUUUUUUUAACCAGAGCAAGUUUAUUUCCUGAUUCCCAAAAUUGCACCAUCGCGAUGGUCAUUAUCUCAUUAACCUUUCUUUGUCCAUUUUGAUAGUGAAUGGUAAUUGGUCGGCUUGGUCUAAGUGGUCUUCCUGUUCAAAGACGUGUGAUGAAGGUUCCCAGAAGCGCACACGUGGUUGUACAAAUCCAGCGCCAGCAAAUGGCGGCAAGCCCUGCCAAGCGGGGGUUUCCAUGGAAACUAAAGCAUGUAUUCUGCUACUAUGUCCAGGUUCGAACUGAGUCAGAUGAAACCACAAAAUGUCGUUUUAAGUUAUCCUCUACUCAAAACAUUUCUUUCCAAGAUAUUCACUUUUCUUACAUAAAUCAUCUUCGUAUUCAGUGAACGGCAACUGGUCUCCCUGGUCCUCGUGGGGUUCCUGUUCGAAGACAUGUGACGAAGGCUCUCAGAAACGCAUGCGUGACUGCUCAGAUCCAGCACCAGCACAUGGUGGAAAAGUUUGCAUGGGAGAGGCCAUAGAAACCAAAAAAUGCAAUCUUAAGUUAUGCCCAGGUUUGCAUUUAAAAAAUUAAGUUGCAGUGAUAAGGUUCUUUGAUCUUAAUUAUCAAAUUGACAGGAAUUCAGACACGCACAGAACACGUGUAAACAGCCUCACAAGUCGACUGACCGACGGACUGAUUACUAAUUGGCUGGAUUAAUUCUCAUCUUUGUUUAGUGAACGGCAACUGGUCUCCCUGGUCCUCGUGGGGUUCCUGUUCGAAGACAUGUGACGGAGGCUUUCGAAAACGCAUGCGUGAAUGCUCAGAUCCAGCACCAGCACAUGGUGGAAAAGCCUGUAUGGGAGAGGCCGUAGAAACCAAAAAAUGCAAUCUUAAGUUAUGCCCAGGUUUGCAUUAAAUGGAUUUAAAUUUUAAGUUGCAGUGAUAGCGUUCUUCGAUUAUGAUCAUCGAAUUGACGGCAGGAAUUCAGACAAUCACAGUACAUCUGUUAAUAGCCUCAUAGUUUAGCGAUCAAAGAAUGAUUACCAAUCAGUUGGAUUAACCCUUGUGUCGCUGUUUUUAUCUUUGUAUAGUGAACGGCAAGUGGUCUCCCUGGUCUACAUGGUUUCCCUGUUCUAAGACAUGCGGUGGUGGUCUUCAGACGCGCAAACGUAGUUGCACAAAUCCAGCGCCAGCAAAUAGUGGAAAACCCUGCCAGGGGGUUACCAAGGAAACUAAGGGAUGUAAUGUUAAUAAAUGCCCAGGUUUGUUGUGAGAAGAAAAUGCUAAUUUGUAAUUAUCAGGAAGUAAAACAAUACGUUCACUCUCCACCUUUUGAGUUAUUUGUUCCUCUGGCCUACUGUUAUGAUGUGUUUACUUUCUCAGUGAAUGGAAAUUGGUCUGCCUGGUCUGCUUGGUCUUCAUGUUCAAAAACAUGCGAUGAUGGUUUACAGAGACGCAUGCGUAAAUGUAAAAACCCAGCACCAGCAAACGGUGGUGACCCAUGUAAAGGGAAUGCCAGUGAAGUCCAGACUUGCAGUUUACAAUUCUGCCCAGGUCUAACCACUUCUAUGUUAGAUAAUGUUGCUUAUAUUCUAAUUCGCUACCCCGCUUAAACGAAUAUAAAACAUUUAUCAUGUUAUAAGCAACCAAAGUUGGGGUGUGUCGACAUGAGCUGUGUGCGACCCUCUUUAUUAUGUCUUGCAAGCAAAAUUACAGACACUCUGAAAGGCUCAAAACAUUACAUGCAAACAACUAAUAAUACAAUAAACGCACUGACUCUUAUGCAGUAUUUUUUGCAUACCAUGCAACACCCCACACACUAGGUUACGUAACCACGAUAAAUUCAUUUUCUUUCACCCAACCUGUGCCGGUAAGUAUAUACCAAUGUAGUGAUCUCCAAGCUGAAGUUGAAAAAUAUAGCUGGGCGUUUGUGAACAUUAUAUAAUGAUAGUAGCUGCAUUAGAUAACGAAAAAUAAAAUUUAGGUUGAGGAAUAAUAUAAUGACGGCAAAACCUUCGAUAAUUCUCUCGUUUGCUACCAAACAACUGCCGAGAAUCUUUUCACCGAGAACACUGUUGCCCUUUUUUUAGUUCCGUUAGAUAUAGUUCACUCAGCUUGAAAUGAUUAUAAGCAAUAAUCUCAUUUGUUUUACUUCAUAUGCAACGUAAAUGAGAAGGAUAAAUCCCAAGCUUGUGUUGCUUUGGUUUUCACAGUGAAUGGUCAGUGGGGCUCUUGGCAAGCCUGGAACGCAUGCUCUGUAAGCUGUAAAGGUGGCGUCCAGAGACGUAAACGUAGCUGUAAUAAUCCCUCUCCGGCACAUGGUGGCACUGACUGUGUCGGGGUCUCUAUGGUGACACAAAGCUGUAACUUAAAGCCCUGUCCAGGUAUAGCCAUUUCAAAAUUUAUUAAUAGAACGAACGAAACGGCGAGUAAGUGAGGCAAUGAGGUUAGAAGCAAGAAGGGCACAAAUUAUAUGGAUUACGUUUGUGUAAUAAUAGUCGUAAUUGCUAUUUACGCAGUUAAUGGUGGUUGGAGCCCUUGGAACAAUUGGAGCAGUUGUCAGCGAACUUGUGGUGGGGGCACUCAGCUUAGAUAUAGAACUUGUACUCACCCUCUCCCACAGCAUCAUGGGAAGCCAUGUAUAGGACAAGGCUCAAUGUCCCGGAGUUGCAACACGUUCUCAUGCCCCCGCGGUAUGUUGGAUUUUUUAUUCAGUUCAGGUCACUUACGACGAAGUGGCAAAGCGGAUGCAGAAAAGUUUCCUCUUGAGCGCUUCAUUCUCUGGCUGCAAACUCUCCAACCCUGUUUACGUUUGCGUUCAUUUUUCAGAACGGAAAUGAGGAAUGACGAGCAUCUUGCGACAUUGUUUACUGAAACUCACGCGAAAUUGUUAUGUUUUCAAUCAAUUUGUGAGAAAAAUAGCGCUAGUACCUCGCUUUAAAGAAAGCACAUUGUCUAUCAAGCAUUGGGAUGUUUGAAGUGAAUCGCUUUUUAUCGCUCUUUGCAAAAAAAAUAUUCAUAAUAGACUUACAUCAUAACAUGCUACUAAGUGAACUUUCCUGCGUACUAUUGACAGGAAAGACUGAAUAAAUGAUUUGGGGUUUGAAGGUUUAAGUCUGAAAUUUAAAAAAAAUGGAAAAUUGGCUGCAGGGCAUCUCCAGUACAAGUCAAUUUUCUUUUUGUUUUAAUAGAAUAGAAAACAAGAAUGAAAUUCACUAGUUUCUUUUUCCUUCUAUCAGGAAAACGUUUGGUUUUGUGCGAAAACAAUAUGGGCAGAAUAGUUAAGUGCGGUCUUUUUCGACGGAUCCGAAUUCACUGGGUACACUAUGGGUACAUUGAGGGUGACAGAGCUUGUGGAAGCACAUACAAGGACACUUGUUCCUCGCAAAAGGCUGUUCGUGUUCUGAAAAGAUGGUGCGAGGGGAAGUUCUUUUGUGUGGUAAAACCUUGGAACAGGUUUUUUCGGGCUCCAUGUGGGAACAGGAAGUACUUAAAACUCUACUACUCCUGCUAAUGGCGAUUAGGAAAAAAUAAUGUGC